Molecule: messenger RNA, 785 nt
Organism: Trematosphaeria pertusa
Lineage: Eukaryota; Fungi; Ascomycota; Dothideomycetes; Pleosporales; Trematosphaeriaceae
Exons: 1
Coding region: 221-694 (157 amino acids)
Source: RefSeq, a predicted model, not a curated record
GUGCAUAGCGGCUGCCUGCGGGAGGAACGACAAGCGAGGGUGCGGACAUGGUGGCGAAUAAGACAGGAGUGAAUGGUACGAUGCUCAGAAGAUAUGGUUUUCUGAGUGAAGGCGGAGAGCGGAGGGCGUAGGGAAAGAACACCGGGUUCUGCGGGGGAAAGGGUUGUCUUAAAGACGACCAAGUAAAUGAAAAUUGGGGAAGCUCUAGAAACCCCUCAGAAUGGCGGAGAGAAGAGUGGAGACCGUGGAGAUGGAUGACACUUCAGGUGUCGGCGAGAAGGAAGACUCCCCGCCUCUUAUACACAACAAUGGCAAACGCUGUCCGGCAGACUUUCGUAUAGACAGUGCACUGCUAGCAUGGUGGAUGUGCGCUCGCCAUCGACAUUGGCGCCGGUCCCUGCAGAUAGAGCUUAUCAAACGCAUCUCAACACAGUGGAGACAUUUGCGUCAUAGUACCGAUAGAGGCCUCGAGCUGGGAAAAGCCGAACCUGUAGCAAGCCCUGAAGAUCUAACAACGGUGCCUGGAGUCAGCCGGGUUUUGGCAUGUGCUAGAGCUUGUGCUUUGCUUCGCGCAUCUUAUUUGAUGUCUUCAAUAGAUGCGGGUAAUCGGCGACAGACGCAGCCAAGUCAGAACCAGUUGGAACGGAGUACAGCACUGUACAAGAGCCGGGCCCUUGCACCACCAUGUGUUUGACGGCCGCGCUUUUCGUGGGAUACUGGGAUACGUUGAGAAAAGUCUGGAGGAUGAUGACGCCAUGGAGUGGGCUCUCGCCAAAAUGCCUCAA